AUGGCGGCCCCUUCAAUGCUCACAAAGGCAAGCCUUGGCCUUCUGUCUUCUGUUUCAAUGUCUCUGACCUUCGAACUAUGGGAUUAUCGCAUGGGAACCUUGAUUGACCGCUUCGAAGAGCAUGAUGGACCGGUCCGUGGCAUCGACUUUCACAAGACACAGCCGCUCUUUGUGUCAGGAGGAGACGACUACAAGAUCAAAGUUUGGUCCUACCAGACGAGGAGGUGUCUGUUCACCCUCAAUGGUCAUCUGGACUAUGUGCGAACAGUCUUUUUCCACCAUGAGCUGCCCUGGAUUCUGUCUGCCUCUGACGACCAGACAAUUAGGAUCUGGAACUGGCAGAACCGGUCUUUGAUCUGCACAAUGACGGGUCACAAUCACUAUGCCAUGUGCGCCCAGUUCCAUCCUAAGGAAGACCUCAUCGUUUCCGCCUCUCUUGAUCAAUCCGUCCGAGUGUGGGAUAUCUCAGGACUACGGAAAAAGCACUCGGCGCCAACAUCGAUGAGCUUCGAGGAUCAGAUGGCCCGAGCAAACCAACAACAGGCGGAUAUGUUUGGCAAUACUGAUGCCGUCGUCAAAUUUGUUCUCGAAGGGCACGAUCGAGGUGUCAAUUGGGUGGCUUUCCACCCGACCCUACCUUUGAUCGUCUCCGCAGGCGAUGACCGGCUCGUCAAGCUGUGGAGAAUGAGCGAGACCAAGGCGUGGGAGGUUGACACAUGCCGAGGGCACUUCCAGAAUGUCUCUGCAUGCUUGUUCCAUCCGCAUCAAGAUCUCAUUUUGUCCGUGGGUGAGGAUAAAACUAUUCGUGUCUGGGACUUGAACAAGAGAACUUCCGUCCAAUCCUUCAAGCGGGAGAAUGAUCGUUUUUGGGUUAUUGCCGCCCAUCCUGAAAUCAAUCUCUUUGCUGCCGGCCAUGACAACGGUGUCAUGGUCUUCAAACUCGAACGAGAGCGACCUGCAUCCUCAGUGUACCAGAAUCAGCUAUUCUAUAUCACAAAGGAUAAGCAUGUCCGAUCUUACGACUUCACCAAAAAUGUCGAGUCUCCGUCACUUCUGUCGCUUAGGAAGUUUGGCAGCAAUUGGGUGCCUCCUCGCACACUUUCUUACAAUCCAGCAGAGCGGUCAAUCCUGGUCACCUCACCCACUGAUAAUGGCACUUUCGAGUUGAUUGCACUUCCGCGAGAUGCCACAGGAGCUACGGAUCCAACAGACAUCAAGCGUGGAGCAGGCAACGCAGCAGUCUUUGUGGCCCGCAACCGCUUUGCCGUUUUCAGCACUUCCACUCAGUUGGUCGAAAUCAAAGAUCUCAGCAAUUCGACAACCAAAUCCUUCAAAGCACCUGCCGGCACGACCGAUAUCUCAUAUGGUGGCACUAGCUGUCUCCUUCUCAUUUCUCCCACGAACGUUGUCCUCUACGAUUUUCAACAGAAGAAGCAGCUGGCAGAACUGAGCGUUACCGGCGUCAAAUAUGUUGCGUGGUCAAAUGAUGGUCUAUAUGCUGCCCUGCUUAGCAAGCACAAUGUCACCAUUGUAAACAAAACCCUGGAACAAGUCAGCACCCUGCACGAGACGAUCAGAAUCAAGAGCGCCGCCUGGGACGACUCUGGCGUCCUGCUCUACUCGACACUCAACCAUAUCAAGUACACUCUGCUCAAUGGUGACAACGGCAUCGUUAGGACACUUGACCAGACGGUUUAUCUUGUCAAAGUGAAAGGUCGAAAUGUCUACUGCCUUGACAGAUCCUCCAAGCCCCGAGUCCUCACGAUUGACCCGACGGAAUACCGAUUUAAAUUGGCGCUUGUGAAGCGUAACUAUGAUGAAAUGCUCCAGAUCAUCAAGACUUCACCUCUGGUUGGGCAGAGCAUCAUCUCUUACCUACAAAAGAAGGGCUAUCCCGAGAUUGCUUUACAGUUUGUGCAAGAUCCCCAGACGAGAUUCGAACUCGCCAUCGAAUGCGGCAACCUGGAAGUUGCGACAGAAAUGGCCAAAGAGUUGGACAGGCCCAAGAUUUGGACACGCUUAGGCGCCGAGGCUUUAGUACACGGCAAUCAUCAAACUGUGGAAAUGACCUAUCAAAAACUUCGAAACUUCGACAAACUCUCAUUCUUGUACCUUUGCACGGGUGACGAGGAGAAACUGACGAGAAUGGCCAAAAUUGCAGAGCAUCGAGGGGAUUUUGUCUCUAGAUUCCAGAACGCGCUAUACCUCGGCGAUGUGGAGAGCCGGAUACAAAUGUUCAAGGAGAUCGAUCAAUAUCCCUUGGCUUAUCUUACAGCAAAGUCUCAUGGGCUGACCGAAGAAUGUCAGUCAAUACUCGAGAUUUGCGGGUUGACGGAGGAUCAAAUCUCGAUGCCUGAGUCUGGAGAAGGGCUCGCUCUUCCCAAGGUCAUUGUUCCUACCUAUAGAGCAAACUGGCCUGUUAAGGAAGCGUCACAUUCCUCUUUCGAAAGAGCACUCCUCGGCGAGGUUGGAGUGGCAGUUGAAGACGAAACUAGCCCUGAUCUCCUCACAGAAGAAGUGCCCGUCGCUGCAGACGGUGACGGACUCGCGGCAGACGAGGAGGUGGAUGCUGGCGAAGGCUGGGACAUGGGUGACGACAUCGGGCUUGAGGCCGCAGGGAAUGAUUCCGAUUUCGUCAAUGUCGACAACCCGGAUGCACCUGCGGAGGCUGCUGGACCGGGCAGCUCAGAAGCAGAUAUGUGGUCCAGAAACUCUCCUCUGGCAGCAGACCACGUUGCAGCAGGCGCUUUCGACAGUGCCAUGCAGCUGCUGAACCGCCAAGUUGGCGCAGUGCAUUUUGAGCCGCUCAAGUCAAGGUUCCUGGAAAUUUACCAGGCGUCUAAAACAUUCUUGCCCGCCAAUGCUGGCUUGCCUCCUCUUGUGAACUACGUUCGGCGCACCACUGAAGAGACGGACAACAGAAAGCUCCUUCCUGUCAUCCCCAGAAACCUAGAGACUCUGACGAACGUUGACCUUCAGGAAGGAUACACGGCCAUGAGGACAAACAGACUGGAGCAUGGUGUUCUCACGUUCCGGAAGCUGCUGCAAUCGCUUCUCGUCAAUGUUGUUAGUUCGCAGGCACAAGUCGAUGAAGCCAAAGCGCUCGUUACGAAAGCGAUGGAAUACACGCUGGCAAUGAGCAUCGAGCUUGAAAGACGUCGGCUUGCAGCUGCAGGCGGUGAUGAAGAAGCGCAGCUUCAGCGACAGCUCGAGCUUUCUGCAUACUUCACCAUGCCGAAACUUGAGGUCGCUCAUCGACAACUGGCACUUAUGGCAGCUAUGAAGUUGGCCUUCUCGAAUAGACAGUACUCAAGUGCAUUGUCUUUUGCAAAUCGAAUCCUUGCCAACGGUGGUGCGGUCAAAUUGGUUGACCAGGCGAAGAAGAUCAAACAACAGGCUGAACGUCUUGGGUCAAGCGACAGGAUCCAAAUUGAGUACGACCAAUUCGCAGAUUUUGACGUAUGCGCAGCGUCUUUUAGCCCAAUCUACACUGGAGCACAGAGCGUGUCAUGUUCGUUCGACGGGUCCAAGUAUCAGACCCAGUUCAAGGGACAAGUGUGCAAGAUUUGCGACGUCUGCGAGAUCGGUGCCGCAGCCAGUGGUCUACGGCUAUGGGUAAAGGGACUGUGA
Fonsecaea multimorphosa CBS 102226 is the source of this 3630-nucleotide messenger RNA. RefSeq lists its product as uncharacterized. The coding region runs from base 1 to 3630 and encodes 1209 amino acids. NCBI's taxonomy places the organism in Eukaryota, Fungi, Ascomycota, Eurotiomycetes, Chaetothyriales, Herpotrichiellaceae. Gene Ontology annotation, molecular function: structural molecule activity; protein binding. Gene Ontology annotation, biological process: intra-Golgi vesicle-mediated transport; endoplasmic reticulum to Golgi vesicle-mediated transport; retrograde vesicle-mediated transport, Golgi to endoplasmic reticulum. The transcript is spliced from 4 exons. Gene Ontology annotation, cellular component: COPI vesicle coat. The record is from RefSeq and is a predicted model, not a curated record.